Exophiala aquamarina CBS 119918 is the source of this 2067-nucleotide messenger RNA. RefSeq lists its product as uncharacterized. Gene Ontology annotation, biological process: P-body assembly; deadenylation-independent decapping of nuclear-transcribed mRNA. Gene Ontology annotation, molecular function: mRNA binding. The coding region runs from base 1 to 2067 and encodes 688 amino acids. The record is from RefSeq and is a predicted model, not a curated record. Lineage: Eukaryota; Fungi; Ascomycota; Eurotiomycetes; Chaetothyriales; Herpotrichiellaceae. The transcript is spliced from 2 exons. Gene Ontology annotation, cellular component: P-body.
AUGGCCGAUGCUUUCAUUGGUUAUACCAUUCUGGUCACGCUUGACAACCCACAUAAACCCCAGAUCCAGGGUGUUGUUUCCAAUGUGGUGAAUCAGAAGCUGUUCCUUCGCGACGUUCUUCUUCUAUGGAAUGGCCAGCGGCUUUCGUCCUACACCAUCGAGUCCUCCACCAUCGCUGAUCUCGAACUCUCCCCCCAUCAAGUAACAAGAUUUGAGCGGGAAGAAGAGUUAACAACUCCUGUUGCUUUCCCUCGAGUCGAAAACACCGCAUUCCCACCCCACCCCCGACCUGUGCAAAAUGCCUCGAAUUUCGUUGACCCCGCCAUUAUCAGCUACACGCGACCACAUUCUCAGCCUCCUCCUCCCAUGUCCAGCCAACAGGUUCAUCCAGUGUCCCCUAUCAUGAUAGCGGAUGGAAUUGUCAGCAGUCCGUCAGCUAGAAACCCCCGCAAUGCUCACGGUGGGAGCUCGGUUUCGAGUAUCGCAACGGCUAUUCCCCGCAAGCAUGAGAAAAGAAAUACAUCGGCAAGUGCUACUCUGACGGAGCCCUUUGACGCACUAGGCUUGCGCAAUGAUGUGGCAAAGUCGGAAUUGAAGCAAGCUGCCCCUAAGGCGCCCAGCGUGCGAGAUGCACCUUCGCAGACAGGUCCAGGGAUUAUCGACAUGAAAGAUGUCAACCAUGGACCGUUGAAGCCAGCUAAGAAAUCAGGGAAAGGUAAGGGAUGGCGACAGACACCUUUGAUCGAAGAGGUGCCGAGACCAAGCCAGAAGAAGGGCCAAAGAGGUCGAAAAACCGCCGAGAAUGCCAAUGGCUGGGCUACCGAGGAUGCUACAGAUAUUCAAGACAUGGGGGAUUUCGAUUUUGAGACAAACCUGUCUAAAUUUGAUAAGCGCAGAGUUUUCGAUGAUAUUCGCAAAGACGAUCAAACGGCCGAAGGAGAUCGGUUGGUCAGUUUCAACCGAAAAGCUCGACCGGGAACGAACGGGGGUCGAAAUCUACAUUACACGGAGAAUAUCAUGGAUACGCCAGACGCCAAAGACAAGGAUCGAUGGAAAAGUGAGGCAGGGGAGACGGAAGACGAUACGUUGGAGGGGCACUACUCCAGUGGAAAGGGAUCACGGCGAGCCGCAUCAAGACGGCCACAUCCAUCGAGGAAAGGGAGCAUCAUUCCUAGCCUCCUCGAUCGGACAGAGUCGCCUCGACCUUUGGCCAGGAUCCAUACGGCGUCACCGCUGAAUGGAUCACUGUCUGGCAUCCGAGCGUCUUUCAAGCUCCCGAACAAUAAGCAAUGUCACUGUUUGUCGCCGCUACAGAUGCUCGAGAUUGAACAGCUGUGUAUUUCGGAGUUGGGACUGACUGAAGACAUGCUUUCGGAAAAUGCGGGUCGUAGUAUGGCGAUGGCGAUCUUGAAGGUGCCUGAAGUGAGAAGCGUGGUUUUCUUGGUGGGGAAUCACAAGUCCGGUGCUAGGGCCAUCGCUGCUGCCAGACACCUACGCAAUCGUCGACUCAGAGUGACCAUUAUUGUUCUCGGUGGUGAACGUGAGGAACUACUUCUCGAGGUGAUGCGCAAGCAGCUAGGUAUUUAUAAAAAGGGAUCAGGCUACGUGGAGAAAUGGGACGAAUAUCAGACCAAAUCGGCGGCAGGCGGUCCUGCUCCGGAUGUGAUCGUUGACGCUCUCCUUGGGAUCCAUGUGGCAUUUGAAGAACUCCGAACGGACGACCAGGCAACGGUGUUGGAAAUGACGCGAUGGGCCAACCGCACGUCAACGGUGAUGUCGAUCGAUAUUCCCAGUGGUCUGUCGGCAAGCUCGGGUUUGUUGACAGAACACGAUGGUCAAUCUCUUGUGAUGGCCAGCAAACACAUCAUCAGUCUCGGAGCGCCCAAAACCGGUCUUCUUCAUGCGAUGGCCCUGGAGGGUGCUGAAGCUGCUUGGCAAGUGUGGGUUGUUGACGUUGGCAUUUCAGCUGCAGCGUGGAAUAAACAUGGCUCGAGACGAAAACAUGGUAUCGACUUUGGGACCGAGUGGGUAGUCCCAUUGAAGUUUGCUCUUGGUCCUCAGACAUGA